ACAUCUACUAUAACAAAUUAGCCCUGAAGACUGCAGUAUGGCUGAGAGAAACAUACCAGCACAAUUGUAAACACCUAAAAAAAAAAAAAAAAAAAAAAAAAAGACAAGAAAACAAGACAGAAAGUGAUCCAGGUCUUUUUCCAGACAGUAAAAUGGGUGAUGUGAGUGAGGAGUCGCUGCUGGAUUAUUUCUACUGCACCGGAGGAAACUCAGGCAGAGUCAGAAAUGCAGAAAUACUGAAGACAUUUAAGCCUUUUAUUGGCCAUAGUGACUUGCAGUUACGUGCUAAAUACAGAGAGGAAUUCAAGCUCAUUGUUGACAGAAUCGCUGUGGUGAAGUCCGAGAAUGGUGAGAAGUAUCUGGUCUUAAAAAAGAAAUACAGGCAGUUACUUCAGGAUCGUGACACCAAACAUCAUGGCGCCGAAGGGGAAGGACAGAGACAUUCGACUCCGGUCAGAACGCCCGCCACAGUACAGUGGGAGGCGACGGAGGCAUCGACGACUUCCUCCAACCAGAAGGAGCAUCAGGAUGAACCGAUGUCAUGUACAGAGCCUGAGGGCGCUGCAACCGAAUCCACAGACCACUCCCAAGAGUCUGAAUCGGAGCAGGAUGAGGAGUGUACAGGCAGCAUGGGCUCCACUGCUGUAGCUCUGGAUCCUAUAGAGAAGGAGUGGAUCUACUCGGCCGCCGGUGCUCGAGUCCCUGACCUCUCUCAGCUGCUCAGACAAGACCCCUCGCUGGCGAACAAGAAGGACUUCACCUCAGUGAUUACAGCUCUGCACUGGGCAGCUAAACAUGGCAACGAGGACAUGGCCAAUCUGGUGGCGAAUGCUGGUGCUGACGUCAACACCAAAUCACACGGGGGAUACACACCUUUACACAUCGCAGCAUUACAUGGUCAUCAGCAUAUUCUUGACCUUCUCGUUGGAACAUAUGGUGCUAAAGAAAACUUAAGGGACCACAGUGGUCAUCUUGCCUGCCACUAUCUGACCAUCAAAGAACCAGAAGCUCCAGAGGAAGACUGUGAGAUACAGUUUCAAGUCACUCAGGCCAGAGAGCGGAACAGAAACAGGAAGUUGGUAUCACUGUUUCAUUCCAAGAAGAAGUGGGGUUCAGCAGAGGAGCUGGCUCCCAUAGAAGAGGAGAGGACGGCAUCGCAUCAGCUCGCCCUCCCUGCAUUCAGACCCAGGAAAUUCUCCCGCUGAGGAAAAAAAACACUCACAGAGGACAUUGGAACACACACUGCACAUGUUAUAUAAGCUUGUAUAUUUCAUGAAAGUAUUAUAGUGUGUGUAUUGAUGCCUGUUUCGUCAGCACCCAAACAGUCUAUACAUGCGCUACACACACACACACACACACACGCUCUAAUAUUAAAAAAGGAGUUCCACUAGGUGUUGUCUUUGGUGCUGUUUGUUUGCGUUGCAGUUUCACCCGAAUUCUUUGCACUUGCAACUACUUUUGUUUGUGUCAAAGUGAGCAAUACAUAUCUGAACAACUGGACUGUAAGAGUUGAGUUUCAUUUUCAAUUUCAGUGAGGAGUUACAUGACAUUAUGGUUUGAGUUUUAUUCAUUUUUGCUUUCUCACUCUGCACAUAACAGUUGAUUUCGAUGUAAUUCAGUUUCAUAAUGUUAUUGUUGAAAUACUAGGUCAAUAUAAUGAAAAUAUUCCAUGUUAUCCUUCUAUUUUAAUAUGAAAAUGGCAUCAUUGUCUAAUUAUAAAGGCAAGUUUUAACUUUUUCUUGGGUUUUUUUGGGUGGUUUUUGACAUUGAUGUUUAAUCAUAAUGUCUUUUGGCAGCAAGAGUUUAUUUGUGCACCUCAGCUGACAGUUAAAUUACAAUGGAAGAAAUAAUACACAGGAGAAGAUAGAUGUCAGAUAUUUUACUGAAAUAAAAUGAAGACAGUGAGUGCUCGGAAGGUUGGAAACAUAACAACAGAACAACAUAAGUGUUCUUUCACUUGCAGUUUCACACUACAUGAUAGAGGAACAAUAAAGCAACUGUUCCAUUAAAGAAACAGUCAAAUUAUUAGCCAGCGUAUGACAAGUUCUGUACAGUCACGUCUGCAUCUUUUGUAUUAGAUUUGACCGUUUUUGACAGAUCUCAGUUUGCAGUUUUAACAGUUCAUUACAUUUAUCAUUGUGGUUAUUCUGGUUUUAUUACUCUUGAGUGCUUUAACUUUGACAUUGUGUCUUCUGACUUGUUUUGUUGACUUGCUUCAAGGGCUUUUGUAUUGUUCUGCAAUUUUCACGUCAUUGUAACUAUGUUUUUAUUAAUCCAGUGCCAUUGCAAAAAUUACUCUCUAUUCAAACUGCUUGUAUACAGCAAUAUAUGAUAGAAGCGCAUUGAAUAUUUGCACAGUAUUUAUAUAAGUAAGACAUUUUGUGAUUAAAGUAUAUUUUAUAUCAAACU
Molecule: messenger RNA, 2409 nt
Organism: Sphaeramia orbicularis (orbiculate cardinalfish)
Lineage: Eukaryota; Metazoa; Chordata; Actinopteri; Kurtiformes; Apogonidae
Product: ankyrin repeat domain-containing protein SOWAHA
Exons: 13
Coding region: 153-1205 (350 amino acids)
Molecular function (GO): protein binding
Source: RefSeq, a predicted model, not a curated record